AUGAUUGAGAAAGGAGUUGCCCCCGAUGUCAUCACUUACAAUUGUUUGGUCCAGGGUCUGUGCAAUUUAAGUAAAUGGAAGGACGUUGAAAAUCUCUUUACUGAGAUGAAGGCUUAUAAUAUUGUUCCUGAUGUUAUUACUUUUAAUAUUCUGAUUGAUGCACCAUGUAAGGAAGGACAGUUAGCUGUCGCAGAGCAGGUUUUAACUGCCAUGAUUCAGCAAAAUCAGAAUCCUACUGCAGUCACUGAUAGGUGUAUGCCUCGGUCCUCUCGUACAAGUGAUUUGAUUUUUGACCCUGAAGUAGAGAAGACCGCCCGUAGAACGAGAAAGGAAACCAGACAGUUCAGAGAGGAGCACUCCAGUGCUACAUCUCAGAGACCUGAGUCAGGAGUUGAACCAACAGAUUCAUUUGGUGGCACCUCGAGUGAGGAGCCGUAUAAGCAUCUGCAGGAGUUCGAUGUCGUGUGCAACAGUAUGAAGCCCCCGGGCAUUACAGAAGAGCAGAUAAAAAUGAGGGCAUUUCCCUUCUCCUUGAAAGAUUCUGCGAAGGACUGGGCCGCAAGUCUAAGAAAAGAAAUUUGUGGGAUCAAGCAGCGUCCAGGGGAGUCGCUCUAUGAGUAUUGGGAGCGGUUCAACUUCUUGUUGCACAAGUGUCCCCAGCACCAGAUAAGUGAGCAGUUGCUCAUUCAGUAUUUUUAUGAAGGACUCCUUUUCGGCGACAGGAGCAUAAUUGAUGCUGCAAGUGGAGGUGCACUGGUGAACAAAACCCCUCAAGAAGCACGGGAGUUGAUUGAGAGGAUGGCAGAGAAUUCACAACAAUUCGGUACGAGAGAGGAUUGUCCAAUACGCAGGGUGAAUGAGGUAGAGACACCCUCUAUGCAGCAGCAGCUAGCUGAGUUGACCGCGAAGAAACUGCAGAACAGGUGA
This is a messenger RNA of Coffea eugenioides, 927 nucleotides long. Its product is annotated as pentatricopeptide repeat-containing protein At2g15630, mitochondrial-like. The record is from RefSeq and is a predicted model, not a curated record. Bases 1 to 927 code for a protein of 308 amino acids. The transcript has 5 exons. Gene Ontology annotation, molecular function: protein binding. NCBI's taxonomy places the organism in Eukaryota, Viridiplantae, Streptophyta, Magnoliopsida, Gentianales, Rubiaceae.